AUGGCUCCCAAAAGUAUGAGACUGAUCUACUUUGAUGCCAGAGGCAAAGCAGAAAUAUCUCGUUUAGUUCUGGCUGCAGCAGGGCAGACGUAUGAAGACGUUAGACUUACAAAGGAACAGUGGCCUGCAGAAAAACCGAACACGCCAUUUCUACAACUUCCAGUUCUUGAAAUUGAUGGUAAAAGAUAUGGCCAGAGUAUUGCCAUAGCAACAUACCUUGCCAGGGAGUUUGGUUUCUGUGGAAAGAGCAACAUCGAAGAGCUUCAGAUCAAUCAAGCAAUUCAGCUAGCAGUUGAUUUAAUGAACACUGGAUCUAAAGCUUUCUAUGAAAGUGAUCCAGCAAAGAAGUUCCCUAAAUAUUUCCAGUUCUUUGAGAAACUGCUGAAGGAAUCUGGCACCGGGUUUGUUGUUGGAAAUUCAUUAACAUUGGCUGACAUAGUCUUCUAUGACUUGGUCUUCAACUAUAUCUCACGUAAGGUUGCCUCCAUUGAGGGCUACCCCUUGCUGCAAGCUCUCAGCAAGACAGUAGAAAGCAAUGAGAAGAUCAAAGCUUAUUUGGCAGCAAGAAAGCCAACAGAGUUCUAG
Molecule: messenger RNA, 585 nt
Organism: Candidula unifasciata
Lineage: Eukaryota; Metazoa; Mollusca; Gastropoda; Stylommatophora; Geomitridae
Source: the annotation of a GenBank genome assembly